AUGUCAUUGAAAAGGAGAGAACAUUCUAGCGUGUCCGAAACGCCUCUUAAGCGUUUUCAGCUUGACAACAACGCUGCCAGUGAUGAAUCGAAGCUCCCGCAUGCGGUUUUAGUGAGCUUAAUUCCGGGAAAAGAGGGCCAAUAUGAAAUUCCAUUACAGCCUACAACAACCAUUGGACGAAGCCGAUCUUGCGAUAUUGUGCUUUUGGAGCCCGAUAUAUCGACGUUACACUGUCAAUUGAAGACUCUGGAAGUUGAUAUUGACGGAGUGUGCUACAACCUGCUUAAUAUCCUGGACAAAAGCCGAAAUGGCACGUUUGUCAACGGGAACCGUUUGAUAAGAAAAGACUGCGUUUUGAGAAAUGGUGAUAGAAUUAUAUUUGGCAGAAGUUGUUCUUUCUUGUUCAAGUAUGCGACAGAGCAGAGUAGCCAGGGCGAAGUUUCGAGUUCUGAUUCGAACUUUAAAGUACCGUCUAAAAACUCACAAGGCUCCGUGACUACUUCUUUUGAUUAUCAUACCAACAGCCGCAUUUCAUUUUUUGACAAAUACGUUGAAGGCCGGCAGCUUGGCACUGGUCAUUACGCGGUUGUCAAAGAAGCUAUUAACAAGGACACCGGCGAUGUUUUAGCCGUCAAGAUUUUCCAUCCACAGCAAAACGAUGAUCAAAAAAAAACUAAGCAAUUCAGAGAAGAAACUAAAAUUCUUAUGAGUAUUCACCACAAGCAUAUUGUCCGUUUAAUAGAACGGUUUGUCGAACCAGUGACGAAAGCCCAGAUUCGUACUUACCUGGUUCUCGAGAAAGUGAAUGAUGGAGAAUUGUUCGAUAGGAUUGUCCGUAAGACAAAACUGCGACAGGAUGAGACGCGAGCCAUAUUCAAGCAGUUAUUGAGUGGUUUAAAUUACUUGCAUCAGAAAAAUAUCAUUCACCGCGACAUAAAACCUGAAAACAUUUUACUGAGCAUACGGCGACGUCAAACCGCAACAGAACUUCAGAUGGGUCCAUGGGAUGAAGGUGAAAUAGAUGUGACCGUCAAAAUCGCAGAUUUUGGUUUGGCAAAGUUCAUCGGAGAGAUGCAGUUUACCAACACAUUGUGUGGAACGCCAUCGUACGUUGCGCCCGAAGUAUUGAAAAAAUCUGGUUAUACUUCUAAAGUUGAUUUGUGGAGCGCAGGCGUAUUGCUCUACGUAUGCCUUUGCGGUUUCCCACCUUUUAGCGAACAACUCGCUCCACCCUCUAUGAAGGAUCAAAUUCUUCAAGGUUGUGUUUCGUUUUAUUCACCUUAUUGGGACGAUAUCGAUGACUCUGUCUUGCACCUAAUUACCAAUUUACUUGUUGUCGAUCCAGAGCUAAGAUUUGAUGUCAGUCAAACCAUUGAUCAUCUUUGGUUUUCUAAACCAACAGAUGCUGCUCCACAAGAACAAGAUGUCGCACGCCGCCCAAUGGGCGACGCUCGUGCUUUGCGAACUUACUCCGAAAUAUAUAAUGCUUAA
Lachancea mirantina is the source of this 1491-nucleotide messenger RNA. The record is from the annotation of a GenBank genome assembly. NCBI's taxonomy places the organism in Eukaryota, Fungi, Ascomycota, Saccharomycetes, Saccharomycetales, Saccharomycetaceae.